Molecule: messenger RNA, 2484 nt
Organism: Corylus avellana
Lineage: Eukaryota; Viridiplantae; Streptophyta; Magnoliopsida; Fagales; Betulaceae
Product: immunoglobulin
Source: RefSeq, a predicted model, not a curated record
AUACAAAAAAACUUAACAAAGACAAACACAGAUCAGAUCUCGCCCAGGGUCUUUGCUCCUCCAAGCCUUCCAAGCCGAAGAAGAAGAAGAAGAAGAAGGAAGACAAAGACGACGAAGCAUUUCUCCGCAAAAGCAAAAGUCAAAUCGGAGGCAAUGUUGGCGCCAAGGUUUUCAUUCUUCGGAGGCGGCAACCGUGCGGAAGAUUCCUCGAAGACUGAGCUCCGACCGACUCUGAAGCUCCAGACGGACAAGGACGUGUACCGGCCCGGUGAUCUGGUCGUCGUCACCGUCGAGAUCUCCAACCCCCGAGCCAGCGACGACGAGCUCGCCUGCUCGCUCCUGCUCGAGCGCCUUGGUUUCGAGAUCAAAGGCGUCGAGAAGCUUGACUCGCAGUGGUUCGCCACUCCCAAGCCCUAUCCUGGAUCCAAGCAAAGACGAGGUGAACAUGUGUUUAUGGACUGCGCGGUACCGUCGAUGGUUUCGAAUCAGAUUGUUCCCUCUGGGGCCACUAAAUCAUAUGUGGUGCGAACUGUGCUGCCAGACAUUAUACCACCAUCGUAUAAGGGUGCUACCAUUCGCUACUUUUACUAUGUUAAAACUACAUUUUUUGGACAAUGGCUGGUACUGGAAAAUGGCCACUCUCAUAGAGAGUCAGUAAAAGAUCGUACUGAGCUGGAAGCUCGUAUCCCAUUACAAGUAUGGGUUGCUCAAAAAACCAGUGGGUUGCUAAUGGAAGACGGUCAAAGUGAUGGGAUUGUUCCUUCUACAACCAUCCAACUGGAUAUAUUUUGGAAAGAGAUGGAUGGAGACUCUGAUUGGGUUAGAGCUAAUGACAUAUAUGACGGCAUUGAGGAAGGCUAUGAAAGCUCGAAGGAUGAGAUCUCAUCUGUUUCUUCAUACAAUCCCAUGAAAGAACAUGUACAGAGAACCUUUGGAAGUUCACUGUCCUUGCAAUCAUCUGCAGCAAGGUCUUCAACUAAGGAUCUUCCAUAUGUUGAGGCAGAACGUACAAGCUUAUCUUCAAAUGUUCCACUUCCUCAGCUGUCCGUGGCUGAGGUCUUAUAUGAUUCUAGUGCUGUUUUGCAAACAGAUGUUUUAUCAACACAGAAGCCGGCUGCCGUUGUCUCUCCAAGCCAUCAGCGGAAGCUUAUGAGGCCCCUUUCUGCAGAUGAUGAAACAGGAGUAUCCUCUUCAUCAGGAUCGGAAGCUGCUGAACCCAUAGCAUCAGAAGGCUUUGUUCGAGGAAGGUCUUACAAUAUCAGGCUGGAUGAUCAAGUUCUGCUUAGAUUUUCUCCAAAAAACUCUGACUCAACUUAUUACUUCAGCGAUAUGAUUGGUGGAACUCUUACUUUCUUUCAUGAAGAAGGAGCUAGGAGAUGCCUUGAGGUUUCAAUAACAUUGGAGACUUCAGAGACUGUAAGUCGGCGAUUCGUCCAUCCUUCUCGGAGGAAUUCCCCUACACUUACGAAGGUUCAAAGCGAUCAUUAUGAGGUUGUUGCGGAUUUGGUCCAAACAAGCUUUCUGUUCUCCAUUCCCAUGGAUGGGCCCAUGUCCUUUUCCACUCCCCAUGUAUCCGUGCAAUGGUCGCUUCGUUUUGAAUUUUUUACCACUCCAAAGAAUGUAGAUUGGACCAGAUACGAGCACCCACUUCUGAUAGAGGGAAGAGACAAAAGCGAGUGGGUUCUUCCAAUUACUGUGCAUGCACCUCCUGGGACUUCUGGUGCUCAUACCCGCAGUGAGAAGCCUUUCUCUUUGGAACCCUUGUGGGUGCAUAAUUGAAAGGUAGACCUAAUCAGCUGAAAUACAAGUUUAAUAUCCAGAUUAGCAUCCAUGAGGCGCAGAAGCUAUUUUGUUUCUUCAGAGAAAUGUCCAGUCAAAUGCAUGAUUGGCAAGUUGAAGCACAUAGAAAGAAAUGUUGGCUCCUAGUGCAGUUUAUUUUCAGAAUCCCUGGUAUUGCCUACUUGUUGUGCCUUACUGCUUUAUGUUCUUAAUUUUUUCCAUUCAAAAUCACAUUCAGCUGAAAUCGUCACGUCGAUAUACAUUAUAUGAGGGCUAGAGAGUGCCUUAAGGUGUUCCACACAUGUACAUAAAAGAUCUCUGAUUGUUUUACUAGCCUACUCGCUGCACGCCUACCAGGAGAAAAGCUUUAGAAAGAACAGAAAAAGUGAAGAGGGUUGGAUAGUGCCUGUAUGGAUAGAAUGUGUCAAACCACCUUUUGUCUUCUCUCCCUUUCACUCUCUUGGUGUGCUUUGCUCGUCGUUGCUAAUGGCGUAUACUUGUUCUCGAGCAAUUAGGGAAGUGGGACCAUUAGACUAAUGGGGUGGACAACGUAUACAGUAACUGGAACAGCUUCCCUUCAGAUAUUUAUUUAUUUGUUUCACGUAUUUUGCUUUCUUUAAUUUUCAGUAGAGUGAGACUUGGUUGUAUAUACAUUAUAUCGUUGAUGAUUCUUUACAUACGUAUAAAAUCAUUGAAAUUUCACUC